CAAGGCUCCCGUUCAAACACAUCCAUGGCCCGAACCAAGCAAACCGCCCGCAAAAGCACAACCGGGCGUGCAGCCCGUCACCAACUCCACUCCGCCCACCAAUACCCCGACCACGCCGGCCAACUCUACACCGUCGUUGACGGCCCCAGUAUCGGAUGCACGAGCACCACGCCUGCGAUUCGCAAACUCGGUAUCCAUUUGUAUUCUCUGUCGCCAUUAUCUCCUAGUCCGGAAGUGGUGGGUAGACAGCUUCUUGCUAGUGAUGGAAUUACGGGCUGGGGAAAUGCCCGCAAUUAUUGGCCGAGGGUGGAUGUUUAUCCGCCGAUGGAGAGUAUUGACGCGUGUAUUGAGCAUCAUCGACGGGAGAAGGUCUAUCGGGCGGAGAAGAAGCGGGAGAUAGUGACGGGGGUGGCGGAUGCUGCUGCCGCUGCUUACGCCAGGGGUGGUGGUGGCAAUGAUGUUGAUAACGAGGAAGAAGCAGUACAAGAAGCCAUCGCCAAGCUGCGAGGCAAGGAGCCACUCCCCCAUAUUGUUCCGACGUGGUGUUGUUCAGCAAAGUUUUGGACGUCAUACAAUGAUAAGACGCGAUAUCGGAGUUUUAUCCUCGUGGGUCCGGAGGGGUGUUCGACCUGGGAGGAUAUCAAGGCGAUGGGGUUGUGGGUGGUGAAGUUUGACUUGGAUUUCUCGCCGGCUAUGGAGACGGAUAUGAUGGAUUGGGAGCCGGAGUGGGAUGAGGGGGCAUUGAUUGUCGAGAAGACGGGAUGGGUGUGGGUUGACAAGGUGGAGAUGGAUCCGCCGGUGAGUGUGGAGAGGGUGUCGGUGGGUGAUGAGCAGUGGAACGGGGUUAAUUGGGGAAGGGCGGACGGGGCUGUUUAUGGGGAGAAAUCUGCUUUCAGGACGAGUUUAUAUCAUGUGUGGUCUGGUCUUACCUCGUCGUUGUGGGAUUGUACGUAUCGCAUUCCUACUUGCGAUAGGUGUGAUGAUGAGGUGCCGCAUGAGGAGUGUGAGGUGGAGAUGGAUGAGCAUUAUUUUGAUGAUGACGGGCAAUGCGUUGCGUGUCGACGUGUCUUGGAGUACCGACGGCGUAGCAAACGGAUUGCUAAGCGGAAGGUGGAAGAUAUGAAGAAGUAGAUUGUUUAUAACCUUGCUAAUUACUAGAUCACGCCUAUAGACAGAUACAU
Aspergillus ibericus CBS 121593 is the source of this 1181-nucleotide messenger RNA. RefSeq lists its product as uncharacterized. The transcript is spliced from 2 exons. The record is from RefSeq and is a predicted model, not a curated record. Bases 25 to 1131 code for a protein of 368 amino acids. NCBI's taxonomy places the organism in Eukaryota, Fungi, Ascomycota, Eurotiomycetes, Eurotiales, Aspergillaceae.